AGGCGAUCGUUGAUUGCUCGCUCGGAGCACGAACGGAACCGGAGAACGCCGCAGGCAUUCGCAGUUCGAGACGCGUAGUGAUCGGACGGUACACAGCACAGCACCAAGUGCUCGUUGGCGUGGGUAAAAAUAAAUGUAUAGAUUCCGUAAAUGAAAAUAACGCAACGCGAGUGCACAAAUAAAUCGAAAACGUGUGCGCUAAUUGUGCCCAAAUCAGCAGAGAUUGGGAAAUGGCAGCCAGUGAAGCGCCACCGGCUGAUGCGGCAAUGCCGUCACCUGCAAAGGAUUCCGAGGACGUCACCCUGGAUGCCAUUCUAAAGCAUCUUGGACAGUUCGGACGCUUCCAGCUGAUCAUUUUCGUGCUGAUCUGUCUGCCGAUGAUGUUCCACGCCAUGUUUUCGGUCACCUAUGUGUUUACCGCUGCCACCGUGACGCACAGAUGCAACAUAGAGGAGUGCGAUACGCCACGCAGCGCCUACUACGAGCCACAUACGGAGUGGAGUAUCCCCAAGAACGGCAAGGAUCUGGACGCCUGUAAUCGGUACACCAACUCCGAACUGCCCCAGUGGAACCAGUCGGAGGGAGGAAUUUGCUUUCCCACGUAUUUCACGACAACUACAGAAUCCUGCCCCGAAAAUAAUUUCGUCUUCCGCGAUAAUGAAGUUACCAUUUCGAAUGACUUUGGCAUCUUCUGCGAUGAUGAGUGGAAGUUAUCAAUGGUGGGAACUAUAAACAACCUGGGACAGUUCUUCGGCAUUCCCAUCGGCGGCUUUGUAGCAGAUCGAUAUGGACGAAGCUUCUCGAUCGCCCUGGGCGGAAUAUUGGGAGCCGUGCUGGGCGUCAUCCGCUCCUUUUCGCCGAGCUAUGGGUGGUUCCUGGCUUUCGAGUUUCUGGACAAUAUGACUAGCAGCACACUGUACUCAACCUGCUUCGUAAUCGGAAUCGAAUUGGUUGGACCUAAGCGACGGGUGCUGGCCUGCAGCGUAAUUACAGUCUUUUAUGCUGUGGGUGAAGUGUUGCUCGCCAUGUCCGCCAAAGCCUUUCCAGAUUGGCGCAUUCUUCUGCGCAUCACCUACAUGCCCUCGCUGAUUCUGUUAGCUUACUUCUGGAUCCUGCCGGAGAGCGUACGCUGGUUGCUCAGCCAAGGCAAGGAGGAACGGGCCACGAAUAUCCUGCGCCGAGCGGCUAAGGUCAACAAGCGCGAGCUGCCGGAAAGUGUGCUGGACAAACUGGUCCUGGCCAAUCGGGACAAGUUGCAGCAGUCGUCAGAGAGCCGCUUUCCCAUUCGCGAGGCCUUUAAGAACUUUAAGUGGCGGAUCGCCAACUGCUCCUUCUGCUGGAUUGUCCACGUGCUGGUCUACUACGGUUUGAGCCUAAAUGUGGUCCUGCUCGAUGGAGACAAGUACAACAACUUCGCGUACAUCGCCCUGGUAGAAAUCCCGGGUUUCUUUAUGCCCCUGCUAAUCAUGGACCGCUUCGGCAGACGGUACUCCCUCUGCGGUCUGAUGCUUGCCAGUGGUUUAUGCUGCAUCGGAACGAUCUUCGCUGGUGCGGAUCAGCCGGUACUACAGUUAGUGCUGUUCCUGAUUGGGAAACUGACAAUAACUGCCAGCUUCCAGGUGCUCUAUUUCUUCGCCUCGGAGAUUUAUCCCACGAAUCUUAGGAACAGCCUCCUAAGCUUCUGCUCCAUGAUGGGAAGAUUUGGUUCCAUGCUGGCCCCGCAAACGCCUCUUCUGGCUAAGUAUUAUGCCAGUGCCCCGGCUAUGCUUUUUGCCGGCGCCGCCAUUGUGAGCGGAUUGCUCACCUUGUUCUUCCCAGAGACCACCAACGUCGUCCUGCCUACAACAGUGCAGGAAGCGGAUGCCAUCGGCGUCAAGAAAAAACCGUCGCAGGCCAAGGAUCUCGAUCUAGUCGUGGCCGAAAGUCAAACGCAGUAAUCAGUAACCUAAUCUUAUCCUAAGGCAGCCUACAAAUACAAAGACAUUUCUUUUCAAAUGUGUUAUAACUAUAAGAAUAAACAUUAUACAUAUUAUUUUUAGCAUUAA
Drosophila eugracilis is the source of this 2045-nucleotide messenger RNA. RefSeq names its product organic cation transporter protein (gene SLC22A). The transcript has 5 exons. Gene Ontology annotation, molecular function: transmembrane transporter activity. Bases 231 to 1937 code for a protein of 568 amino acids. Gene Ontology annotation, cellular component: membrane. Gene Ontology annotation, biological process: transmembrane transport. The record is from RefSeq and is a predicted model, not a curated record. Lineage: Eukaryota; Metazoa; Arthropoda; Insecta; Diptera; Drosophilidae.